UCCUGUUUCCUAGCAACAGCACCGAGUCCGGCCAGCACAGCAGCAGCUGCUGCCUGAGCACCAUUCAAGAGCAGCAGAAGCAGGAAGCAGCAACUCCGCCAGGCUGGCAAAUCAACUAGCAACAACCGCCACCACAGACAGGAGGAGGAGGAGGCUGCAUCUGGCAGGGGGAAACAAUAAAACAAGCAGGGAAGGAUGAAGGAUGGAGAAAGCACAACACUUCUAGGAAACUCCUUGGAAUGGCUCUGUCCGGGGGCUCCGAGGGGGCUGACAAGAUCCGGUCGAUCCCUCCCGCUUUCUCUGCUGGGAUUAUGAGCAAGGGCGAGAUUACGGAUCUGGAAGGGUUGUGUCUGCGCUGAGAUGUCCACUUGGGCUGGAAAGUUUCUCCAUGGUUUCUUGAUGGUGCCUGAGCUCCUCGCUGCCAGCUGUGAUUCCCCCCGCCCCAGUCUUCCUGGGCAGCUGUCCAGAUGAUGUACCCAUACCGUAAGCAGAAGAGGAUGGGUUUCUAGAUCACUGCAGCUAAAAUAUGAAGGAAAUGAUCUGGAAGAAGCUUCCAAAAGGAGCUGGAGCCGCUCUAGGGAGCAGUGCCCUGGGUAGCCAGCCAUGAUCGCCACUGGAGGCCUCCUGAGGAUCUCGGCCAGGAAACAGGACCCCCUGCGACCCCAAAGCCAGCCCCCGCAACGCAAACGCAAAGCCAAAAAGAAGCGCAAGAACGACGUGGUGGUGGUGAAGGGGAAGCUGAAGUUGUGUUCCGUCUCGGGGCUCAUCGCCCUCUGCGGCAUCCUGGUACUGCUGGUGGGCAUCGCCUUGGCCGUGGUGGGCUAUUGGCCCAAACCCAGCCCCGUCUACCGGGAGGGCAGCUUCGGGGGGAGCAAACAACUGCCCGCGCAGGGCGGCGCCACCAAAAACCGCUCCAGCCGGGGCCAGCCGGGGGCGCAAGGGGGAUCCCACCCGGACACCCCUAGAGCCAACUCCUCCUCCUCCAGCAGCAGCAGCAGCCGAGGGUCCCCCCGCGCCGCGCCGGCCCCUUCCUCGGUGGGUUUCCUCUUCCAGCUCUUCUCGGGCUACCUGCACUCGGACAAGCUCAAGGUGCUGGGCCCCCUCAUCAUGGGCAUCGGCAUCUUCCUCUUCAUCUGCGCCAACGCGGUGCUGCACGAGAACCGCGACCGCAAGACCAAGAUCAUCAACCUGCGGGACCUCUACUCCACCGUCAUCGACGCGCACAGCCUGCGGGCCAAGGAGGGCGGGGGCCCGGCCGCCGCCCCGCUCAAUGGCUUCGUCAGUUACGUGCAGCAGGCCCGGGGGCUGGGCGGCGGCGGGGGGGAAGCCUUGGGCGCCGCGGCCAGGCUGGCCCAGGGCACCUGGCCCCCGGCCCUGGGCGCCCCGCGCCCCGCUGCUCCUCCUUCUCCGCCCCCGCCCAGCCUGGCCGAGGCCGUCUACAGCAUCUACCGGGAGCGAGCCGCCCUGGCCGGCCGCCCGCUGGGCGCCGCCACCCCUCCCUGCAGCCCCGCCAGCUCCCUGGUGGGCUCCUCGCUCAGCGCCUUCACGCUGCUGCCCCUGGGCCAGGCCGGCGGCGAGAGCUGCGGCUGGCGGCGGCCGCCGGGAGAACUCGGGGCCCGGGCGAGCCCGCGGGGCGAGUUCGAGCUGAGCCGGAGCGAGCUUGGCAGCCCCCUAGGGCCGGGGCGCAGGCACAAGCGGGUACUGCGGCGCCAGAGCACAAGCUGCCUGCCUGACGCCAGGCGGCCCCUCUCCCCUGGCCCCCCUCAGACUCGGGCUAGCAGCAGGGAGCUGGACUCCACCAGCCUUUUAGCCAAGGCUGCUUCUUCCCCCUACUCCAGAUCUCUGGAUCUGGGCGGCUCGCCUCCCUGCACUCCGCCUGGGGGCAGGAGGGGCUCCCCGGCAGACCCAGCCAGCAGCAAUAAGGGCUACACGCACCUGGAGGAGGCAGGCACCUCCUUGGAGUCUAUUGCCAACACUCCAGCCCGGAAAACCCAGGACUGUGAGGAGGACCCAAAAGGGGAGCUCGGCCCCCUAGCGGGAGCCAGCGAACAACAAACAGCGCAGCAACCUCAGCAAAUUCAGAGACAAUAUACAAAUAAAGAGAAGCUCUUCAUGAUUUCCAGGUCGCACGCCACGGCAGGGGUGGAGGAUGGGGAACUGGAAAGCACGGGCGUUUGAACAAACAGAAAAAGCACCAGGACAACUUGCAAGCCCUCUUCCUCCUUGAGGACGGAACCCGGUCAAUAUCCAAAGAGCUGCAGUAUGUUAUCCUGGAAUUGCAUUCAAUAAUUGCCCCUAGAUGACACCAGGAAACAAACAAACAAAAUCUUUCUGUCCGAUUGUGAUUGUAUGUUCCAUGCAAACCAAAUUGUAUUACACACCAGUAGUGCAGCAAGUUCUUCGAAGCAAAAGAAUACAAUUUUGGACAACAUAACUGCGCACUUUAUAGUUUUAAUUUCUAAGUGCCCCACCCCCUUCCUUGGGUAUUCUGAUGCUGGUUUGUCACUAACUGUUUCUAAACCACCACCUCCUGUUCUAGCUCCAGAGCAAAGUGGUUUUCCUUCAGCAAAACUGAGCUCUCCCCUUUUGUUUUGGUUAAAUCAAUUAAGUUGGCAGGGCCUUAUGGAUGAAGUAUCUUCACAAAGAACACCUACAGGCAUUUGUUUAAAUUCUGGAGAGGUGACAAGGGAGGAGAGUGUGGAGCGGGACAGAGCUCUGAUAAGUUAAUUGGAACUGUUACAGUCUUAAAUUAGAGACCUAAGAAGAGAUGAUACUUUUAUUAAGUAUUAUCACACAUGUACCAAUAGCAUUAAUAAAAGUUUUUUAAAAAAAUGUUUAAUCAUAUUAAAACAGUUCUCCCCCCUACAGCGCUUACAGAUCAAAGAAAACGUUUGUAUCAAACUAUUCAGUAUUAGAGACAAGGUAGAAAGGAAGAAGGUUUGUUUAUGUUGCUUUUCACAUGGUAAUAGUAAUUUAGUAAUAUUUUCUAAACAAAGAUAUUCGGGUUCAAUCGCUGAGCACACUGCACUUUAGUACAAGCAGCAGAUUCUGCCUCUACUUCUAACCCUUGUUUAACUGGAAUUUUAGAUGGUAAGGAAUCAGAGAUUUCAAGAUUCUAAAGAGAAAAAUUGAUUAAGGUUUUACCUUCCAUUAAAACUAGAUUUUUCAUGACUAAUACAUUAAUCUCAGAAACAAUGACCCAUAUUUCAUAGAUCUUUUACUUCCCCAAGAACAGUCACUCUAAGAUUAA
Messenger RNA from Mauremys reevesii (Reeves's turtle), 3250 nucleotides. RefSeq names its product transmembrane protein 200C (gene TMEM200C). The record is from RefSeq and is a predicted model, not a curated record. Lineage: Eukaryota; Metazoa; Chordata; Testudines; Geoemydidae.